Messenger RNA from Chinchilla lanigera (long-tailed chinchilla), 1404 nucleotides. Its product is annotated as putative serine protease 47. The record is from RefSeq and is a predicted model, not a curated record. Bases 15 to 1226 code for a protein of 403 amino acids. Lineage: Eukaryota; Metazoa; Chordata; Mammalia; Rodentia; Chinchillidae. Gene Ontology annotation, molecular function: serine-type endopeptidase activity. The transcript has 6 exons. Gene Ontology annotation, biological process: proteolysis.
UCAGGGGGCUUCAUAUGUGGGGUCGGGGCGGGGCCACGAUGAGGUCAGAGUUGGUCCGGCCCCAUCUUUACCACCGGAUGGGAACUCGGGGAGCAGGGACCCGAGGCGGGGCUUGUGCCCUGCCCUGGAUGCUGCUGCUGCCCGCUCUGCUGACCCUGAGCCUUGAGGCAGCCCCGACCCCGCAGCCCUUGGGGUCCAGCCCCUGGCAGGCUCCAGGGGAGAAAAAGGGGACCUUGAGGGUACAGGAGGCCAGUGGAUCAGAGGACUGGGCAAGGGAGGCCCAAGGACACCCCAGAGACGGCAUCCAACAAGUGUGCGGGAAGCCAAAGGCAGUAGGGAAAGUGUAUGGUGGCCAGGACACUGAGGCUGGCCAGUGGCCAUGGCAGGCAAGUCUGCUGUACCGUGGCUCACACCUCUGUGGAGCUGUCCUCAUCGACCACCGCUGGCUGGUGUCCACCGCCCACUGCUUUCGCAACAAAUCCCAGGCCCUGGAGGACUAUCAGGUUCUAUUGGGGAACACCCAGCUAUAUCAGCAAACCCAACACACCCAGAAGAUACCAGUGAGCCGGAUCAUCACCCACCCAGACUUUGAGAAGUUUCAUCCCUUUGGGAGUGACAUCGCCAUGUUGCAACUGCACCUGCCUGUGAACUUCUCACCCUAUGUCAUCCCUACCUGCCUCCCACCACCAGACAUGCAGCUGCCCCGUCACACAUCCUGCUGGAUAACUGGCUGGGGCAUGCUCACUGAGGACAGUGAGCUGUUACCACCCUUCUCUCUCCAGGAGGCUGAGGUAGGCCUCAUUAAGAAUGAGCACUGCAAUACCUUAUAUGAUCAAAGAACUGGCAAGGACCACUUGGUGCAGGAGGAGAUGCUGUGUGUCUGGAAUUUCUCUACAGGAAAGUCCAUCUGCCGUGGUGAUUCUGGCGGGCCUCUUGUCUGCUACCACUACGGUGCCUGGGUCCUGGUAGGACUGGCCAGCUGGGGUUUGGACUGUCGGUACCCCACUUACCCCAGCGUCUUCACGAGGGUCACCCACUUCGCUGACUGGAUCAGCACAGUCAAGAAGUUCACUCCUGUCCCAUACUCACUGUCAAGUCCUCCUCCCACGGAUUUUCUGCCCCAGCCUCUGAGAGCUAGAGGCUCCUGCAAGAUUCACAGUGUCCUCAGGCCAGCACAGACCUGCCUCUUGCUACCAUUUAUGCUUCAGGCCCCACAGCAGGCCUGAGGGUGACAACAUGGCCCAUCUGCAUGCCCUCUGUUCAGACCUCUGGUGCUGUGCUGUGGCCUCUCUUUCUCCAACCCAAUGUCAAUAAAUGUUCCUCUUGCUCAGCUUCUGUGCCCAUCAGCUGUCAGUCCCAAACAAAGCCUGGCCAAAGGAACCAAAUAAAACCUCAUCAUCCUUG